This is a messenger RNA of Lolium rigidum, 773 nucleotides long. Its product is annotated as AIG2-like protein D. Bases 36 to 521 code for a protein of 161 amino acids. The record is from RefSeq and is a predicted model, not a curated record. Lineage: Eukaryota; Viridiplantae; Streptophyta; Magnoliopsida; Poales; Poaceae. The transcript is spliced from 5 exons.
GUUCCGGCGGUUACUCCUCACUCCCUCUCUCCCCCAUGGCGUCGCCACCGCCGCCGGCAUCCGCCGCCGCCGCAGCGGCCCACAGCGUGUUCGUAUACGGCACCCUGAUGUCGGAGGAGGUCGUGCGCGUUCUUCUCGGCCGCGUCCCGCCGUCCUCCCCCGCGCUCCUCCCCAACCACCAGAGGCUCAGCAUCAGGGGCCGCGUCUACCCGGCGAUUCUGCCCGUCGACGGCAACCAGGUUUCAGGAAGGGUGUUCAAGGAAAUCACUGAUGGCGAGCUCGAUGUGCUGGAUAUAUUCGAAGAUGAGGAGUACGUGAGAGAAACUGUUGGCGUCUCGUUAACUGAUUCAUCGGAAACAAUGCUUGCCUUUGCAUACAUAUGGGGGAAGGUGGAUGAUCCUGACCUCUAUGGUGAAUGGGAUUUUGAUGAAUGGAAGAAAGUGCAUUUGAAGGAUUAUCUCACAAUGACACAAGAUUUCAAGGAGGAAUUGGAACAGCUCGAAUCGAAGACUGAUGAUUGAAGCGCAAAUCAUUGUUCCAGAAGGGUUAAUUCAACUGGAUUGUAUGUUGUUUGUCCAACCAGGUCUCAUCUCAAUUGUAAAUAAGAUCUUUAUGGCGCCACUAACCCAACAAAUAAUCGAACUGUUUUGAGUGUAAUUUUACCCCUCUGUUUUCUGGACCAGCAGUCAAUGCUGCCUCAGCCCCUUGCAUGUGAAACAAAUUAAACUUGAAUUUGAUUUGGGUAAGUUGUGUGAGUCUUUUUUGCCUGUUUA